Molecule: messenger RNA, 2710 nt
Organism: Homarus americanus (American lobster)
Lineage: Eukaryota; Metazoa; Arthropoda; Malacostraca; Decapoda; Nephropidae
Product: zinc finger protein 358-like
Exons: 4
Coding region: 291-2114 (607 amino acids)
Cellular component (GO): nucleus
Source: RefSeq, a predicted model, not a curated record
GCGUGUGAGCUGUGAAGGUGAGAUUGGUCCAUGUAAACCUUCUGCGCUUGUGUAAGGAGCACGCAUAAAUGUGUAUCCCGGGAGAGAUCCUGGUAUAGUUCUUUUAGUGAGCUUCUUCGGUGAACACACAUAUUCAAGGACUACCAUCGUGAGAUACUUAGUGUGUGAUUCUGUGACAAGAAAAUAUCAGUAGUGGACUAUGUUCUGGAUUGAGCUGUGCUGAGAACAACACAUUGACCCGCUUGGAAAAAGAAUUUCGCUGUUCAUAAUAUUCAUCAUUGACAGUUAAUAUGGCGAUGAUCCCACCCAGCGCCAGUGGCGGACCAUACCAGACGGCUUCCGUCGUGAUGGAUGUGGAUCCGAAUUACCAUCACCUUCCCCACCACCACCCAGACCCCAACCAUCAGCUGGCCCCACAGCCCCUGCAGCAGCCACAGUACCCACCCAUGCUCCAGGCCCAGCCUAUCUCGUUAGAGAAGCAACAGGGCCCAUCGGAACAGAUGAUGGUUGGGACAGAACCACCAUACCAGUGCAAAAUCUGCGGCAAGGGCUUCGCUAUCCCGGCCAGGUUAGCACGCCAUCAUCGUGUCCACACUGGAGAAAAACCCUUCAAAUGUGAAUUUUGCGAGAAGACAUUCAGUGUGAAGGAGAACCUGAACGUACACCGUCGCAUCCACACCAAAGAACGCCCAUACAAGUGCAACAUAUGUGAUAGGUCCUUCGAGCACUCUGGCAAGUUACACCGGCACAUGCGAACCCACACUGGCGAACGACCACAUAAAUGCGAGGUUUGUGGCAAGACUUUCGUGCAGUCCGGUCAACUGGUAAUCCAUAUGAGGGCCCACACUGGUGAGAAGCCCUACACUUGUGAGUACUGCCAGAAAGGCUUCACAUGCUCCAAGCAGCUGAAGGUACACAUCCGCACACACACUGGGGAAAAACCUUAUGAAUGUGACGUAUGUGGCAAGACCUUUGGUUACAACCACGUUUUAAAGAUGCAUAAAAUGUCUCAUUUGGGAGAGAAGCUGUACAAGUGUACUCUGUGUGAGGAAUUCUUCAACUCGCGCAAGACUCUUGACCGCCACAUUCGCGAUCAUGGCAAUGCAGAGCGACCCUCACGCAAGCAACAGCCAGCACCACUGCAAGACAUACCCUGGAAACCUUCACCUUUGUCAGCUGCUUCAGAUGUGUUAGAAGGCAGGGAUUCCAACAAUUCCAACUCUCCCCCCACAAAUUCCUCUCCCGCAUCUGUGUCUUGGGACAGUGAUUCUAUGGAUCAACAGCUGCCAUUUCGUGAGUUGCGACGGGCCUCUGAAGGGCCCAGCGCCACCGGUGCAGAAGUUUUCACCUGCUAUGGAAGCAACAGCGUCGGGUCUCGAUCUCCUGGAUACAUCAGUGAUGACAGCGGUCGAGGCGCUAGCCCCGUCAGUGACACUCUCUCCCCACCUCGAUCUCCAGUCACUUCUGGAUCUUCUUUAACUCCACCACACAUAAUGGAUGCGCCGCCUGUUAGACACCAACAGUUACCACUGGGUGGCCCUUCCAUGGACUACAACAUGCUGCUGCACCGCCUCUAUCCAGACCUGGUAGUGCCUAAACCAGAGUCUUCCCAGCCCACUGACACCCAGCGUAUGGCCGUCUUCACCACAGAGUCUGGGGAGCGCCUUACCUGUCCUUAUGAACUCCUGCUGUGUCUCCAAAGGAAAAAAGAACAAAGUUACAUGGACGAACACAAUAUUGCUUAUGAACAAGAAGCGCUUCGUCGUCGUCAGCAGCAACUGGAGGUACACCUACUGAGGGAGGAGACACGGCGCAAGCGUGAACGUUCUUUCAUCAGUACUGUACAGAGGGUGUUGGAAGCUCUUAUUGGCAGCGAGCGACUGGCACAUUUAGGCCACCCACACACCUCUGUAGACGAGGUUCUCAUGCGAACACUCAAUUUGAUGGGUUCUCAGCCAUGCAAGGAGCCCUCGCUCUCUCCCAUGGACCGUGUCAAGGUUAACCUUAGACUACUACUCGAGUGUAGUGUGCCCGACCAGGACAUGUGGAUUAAGUUUGGCUGGCGGGGCAAACCCAUCGAUGACAUAGUAUCUGAAUUCCUCAAUUUCUGUUAGUACAUAUCAUCUGUACUGUCAACAUGACAGUUGUUCACCUCGUAUGAGAAGACGAGUAUCUCGCCUCCUUUUCAGGGAUGAUGAAUUGACCACAACUUUUAAGCUAGUAUGGAAAUUUGUUCACCUAGUUUGAUCAAAAAGAAAGCAGUGCGACUUCUCGAUACUGAGGGAGGCAAUUUGGUCACCUCAAAAAUGGAUGGAGAGUACAAUUUUGACAUAUGAAAGGAAAUUUGCCCAGUGUCAUAUUUUCAUGAUGCGGAGGGAUUCUUUCCUCUUAUGAAGAAGUGUAUACAACUUCCUGGCGUGGAGGGAAAUUACGCCCGGUCGUCCUAUGGUGGUGCCCGGGGAGUUUCCGAUCUCAGGGCCUCUACUGGCCUCUUGUUUUUGCUCAGUAUUUUCACGGCGUCUCGAGAAUGUGAGGCGCUGUCCUAACCUUAUGAUAUCACUCUAGUCGUUUCAUCAAUGUUUCGCUAAGGUUCAUUUUGUACAUUCCAUAUUGUGUUAUUUGAAGCACAAACCGUGUUGAAAUGUCCUAAUGUAAAUAAGUGAAUGAAAUAUAUAUUUUAAAUGUACUGUUUAAUAAAGUCAACGGAUGA